Molecule: messenger RNA, 1164 nt
Organism: Fusarium fujikuroi IMI 58289
Lineage: Eukaryota; Fungi; Ascomycota; Sordariomycetes; Hypocreales; Nectriaceae
Exons: 1
Coding region: 1-1164 (387 amino acids)
Source: RefSeq, a predicted model, not a curated record
AUGGCCUCCUUCGCAAGAUCUGCCCCGAAGCUUAUCGACUUACUAAGUGAUUCACAGAGCCCAAACUUGACCAUAGUAGACACAAUUCUUUUUCAUCUAGGCAUCGCAGAUAUAUACUCAUUACACGCAUCGAGCCGAUCUCUGCGCUGGUUAGUGGAUUACAUGACGGAGUCGCCUUGCUUGCUCAAUAUCACGAGGCAAUUGCAGCCUUUUGUCAACGACCCGAUGCGCUUCCGGGAGGAGCUUGGCAAGCACGACGGGCUCAUUGCAGGAGACUUCGUCCGCAACUUCUUUGAAUUUCAUCGUUGGGAAGUCAGCUCGCUGCUUCUAUAUAUUGAACGUGGAUCCAAGUCUCAGGGUUUUAUCCAGUAUCUACUUGAUCACGAAGGAUACAGAGCUUAUUCGGAACAAAAGUUAUUCUGUCGUGACAGUAACCCAGACACAUAUAUUUUCAUCGUGGCUACGCCCGACUCUCCCAUCGUUGAAAUCAUCGACAAGGCUCUUACGACAGCUGGUUUGAAUGUUAUAUCCUGGAAUAAAGCCUACUGUCUGCUUCCGAUUCCAACCGUGGUAUCUCACAAGUUCUACCCUAUCAAACCCUUCGACAAUGCCCUUGGCAAAUCACUUCGCGAACGGGCCAAAUGGGGGUGGACGACAAGGGACAUGCUUUGGCCCGAUUUGACAACUCGACUCAUUUCUAGCAAGGAAUGUCGUCAAAUUGGCGGACCAAGCUCUCUAAUUAUCAAACUUGGGAAUGAACCGCCAGGAGACUACACUCCUGACUACGUCCUCGAGGGGAGCGUCUAUUCUGUGGUAUGGAAGUUGAUGGAUACUGGUCGGCGCUUAUGUGUUACGAUGCAGCCUGGGCCUGUUUCCCAUUCACUUCGUUAUGUAUACGCAAAUGGCGAAGUCGGUCAUGGCUGCAAAGACUGGGAAAGAUUCUUGCGUGACCGAUUAGACCGUUGGACUUAUGUCGAGAUAGCCAAGUUGGAUCGUGAAGAGCAGCCACAAGGGUUCUACCAUAUGGCCCCGGGGAACUAUCGCGUCCGUAUACCUGCCGGGUACCAACUGCCAGAAACGUGGGACUACGCAGACGACCAGAUCAUUCCAUGGUUCCAAGAAUGGCAGGGAGGUUGGACAAUGGAUAAUGAGUACUAUAGAUGA